Messenger RNA from Ixodes scapularis (black-legged tick), 2315 nucleotides. RefSeq names its product intraflagellar transport protein 74 homolog. Lineage: Eukaryota; Metazoa; Arthropoda; Arachnida; Ixodida; Ixodidae. The record is from RefSeq and is a predicted model, not a curated record. The transcript is spliced from 8 exons. Gene Ontology annotation, molecular function: beta-tubulin binding. Gene Ontology annotation, cellular component: intraciliary transport particle B; centrosome; cilium. The coding region runs from base 152 to 1915 and encodes 587 amino acids. Gene Ontology annotation, biological process: intraciliary transport involved in cilium assembly; cilium assembly.
GUCGCCAUGGCUACUGCUGCGGCAACACACAACGUUUCUCCCAAACAAACCAGCGUGCUGUGGAUGUGCUCCUGAGACCCCGGAGACAAACGCUGCUUCGUUCGAGGAAUCCCAGCAGUUUUUCAGCAGCUUGUAACACAUAGCAGUCUGAAUGGAUUCGCGACCAGCCACGUCGAACCGACCUCCGUCUCCAGGCAUGCGUUCGUUCACGGCAGCGACGCAGCGCAGCGGUUUCCCGAGCAGCCGGCUUGGCGGGCGGCCGGACACGCGGGCCGGCGCGGUGCCGGGCACGGGAGUGCAGAUCAGCAUCCCCGACCGGCCCAUCACGCAGCACGGCUUGGUAGCGCCCAAAACGACGGUGUCCCGGUCGUCCCAGCGGCAAGUCCAAGACAAGACGUAUUUCAUCGCGCUGCUCCGAACCAAGAUGACCGAGCUGACCAACGAGAUCGGCCGGCUACAACGCGAAAACGACGCCCUAGCCCAAGAACAGAGCGGUUACGCUACGUACGAGAAGAAAGCCGAAGUUCUUGCCGCCGAGCUGAAGCAGCUGCAGGGCCAGAUGGCGGACCACAACCUCCUACUGGACAAGCUGAACACCGACGCGGACAUGGAAGACGUCCGCGAGGAGUACAACGAGCUCAAGGGUCAAAAUGACCAAGAGGCAAGAAGCGUGGAGCUGCUUUUCGAGCAAAGGCAGGACCGUGAACGUCAACUGAGACAACUCGAAGAGGAGAUUGAAGAGGAGAGGAACAUGGCGGACAAUCUGAUAGCAGCAAUGAAGCCAGAACUGCGUCAGAGGUACGCGGAGCAGAAGGACGCCAACCAACUACUUUUGAUUCAGCUGGACAAGCUUCAACAGAAGCUCAAUACUCUGCAGUCUCAAAGGAAUUCUCUUGAAGAAGAUAUCUCUUUGUCUCAAAUAAAGCAAGAAGCCGUGAAACUGUACGAACGCCUGCGGGAGCUGGGAGAAAAGAAGGCUGUGCUCCAGGAGGAACAGCGACUGCGUGGCACGCCAGCUCAAGAGAGGGAACGUCUCCUCGUACAGGUGAAGGAGGACAACGCCGAACUGGCGGGCAUCGAGCGUCAGACGUCCGAAGCGAGGGAGCGGCUCACAGCCGUCCAGGAAGAACUGUCCCAGCUUGAUCAGGAGCUGGAGGAUCAGCACGGCGAGCGGCGUGCCAAGUACCGGGAACUCAAGAAGCGCGAGGAAACCAUGGACGCCUUUCUCGAGACCUUCGCCGACACCCGCCAGGCUGAGGUAGAUCGCCAGGAGAAGCUGCAGGGCGACAUUGUGGAGCACCUGGAGAUCGUGUCACGGAACCUGCCUCACUUCUCCAACUUGCCCAGCCAGGACGAGAUGGCUCUGCUCAGGGACGACCUGGCAUUCAAAGAGGGCGAGAUGGAAAAGUCUAAAAUGACAUUGUCGACGCUAGGGCAAGAACAAAAAAAGUUAGCUGUUGACUUGCAAAAGAUAGAACAACUUGAGUCAAAGGUACAACUGGAACUUGACAGCCUAAGACUGAAAAUGAAAAAAAUGGAGGAUGAGAUGGUAGUGUUCAGCGACUUGGAUCAGUUGAAAAACUCCGCAGAGCACAGGAAACAGCAGCUGCUGGCUGAGAAGGAAGCCUUACAAGCCAGCAAAGAGCCAUCUAGAAAAGCUGUGGAGGAGCUGCAGGCCCGCUACGACGAUGCCAGGGCGAAGCUGAACGAGAACGAAGUUUACACUCGUGUGGCCAAUCUGGAGCGCCGCUGGCAGCACCAGGAGCAGAACAACUUUGCUGCGCGGGAGUUCAUCGAUACCAAGCUGGCAGAGCACAACUACCAGCUGGUCAAAAAGGACGUCCAAGCCCUGCUGGAUGUUUACAACUCUUUUCUUCAGGAAAGCCUCGUCAAAGCACCCCAAUCCUAUGGCUAGCGUUGGCUGCCGUGUUUUAGCCAUUAGCCAUGCCAAUAUCAGCGUGCACGAUUUAAAAAAAAAAAAAAAAAUAUUGUGCGACAACUUUUUUUUUUGUAGACCCAUACACGCCAGUAAUCCCUUGUUACACAGCCACCCUUAACCGCAGUUAAAAGUAACUUUAAAGUUAGGGGUGUCUCGUGGGGUCUCGGGCCCCGCGCCGAUUUAGAAGACUCCAAACCUUUUAAGAUCUCGCACUCCUUCGUUCUUUCGGCGUUCACCUGGAGAAUUGGUGGUUAAACGUUUCAUCUAAAUUCCAAGCAGCGGUGUCAAGGUGGCCUUUGUUCCUUAUGUUUACAAACCGGAAGUUCUCUGGGACGUCAAAGAUUUGAGCACCGCAAAAAAAAAAAAAAAAAAAAAA